AGAGAGAGAGAGAGAGGGGGGAGGGAGAGAAGAAUGGGAGAGAAGGGUUCAAAGGAAUAGAAGUGGAGGUUAUUCUUCUCUACAUACCUCAUCCUUUUAGAUCUUUUCCUUCUUCUCUCUUCUUCCAUUUUUUUUAAUUAAUUUAGAUCGAGUACUUGAUUUGAGAUGCGGUGAUCUGGUCGUCUUCCUGGUUUUUCCUCUUCUUUUUUUUUUUCUGAUUUUUUCGUUGCGAUUUCAGAGAGUUUUCGUCCAAUUUUGUUCCGAAUUCUUUGGGAUGUGGUUGGAAGCGGAACAAUGAUUUUUUUCUUUGAUUUAGGGUGUUCCCAGUUCGAAUUCCCAUGGAUUUAUGGAUAAGGGACGGGAUUUUGUUUUUUUACUACUUCUAAUGAUCAUGUUGGGGUUUUCCAUGGAGUAGAUCUGGUUUGUUUGAUGUGAAGUUGGGGCGGAAGGGGAGAAAUAUAGGAAAGAUGGGACGUAUUUAGCACCAGAUCUGAGCGAUUUUAUUGUCGUCUUCUGGGAAUCCCGACCCACGAGGGGAGGUUGAAGGAAGCGAGAAGGAAAAUAGAGAGCUUUGGUGGUAGUUUUCAGUCAUGACUUACUUCCCGGAGGAGGUGGUGGAGCGCAUCUUCGAUUUCCUGGCCACGCACCGGGACCGGAACGCGGUGUCGACGGUAUGCAAGACGUGGUACCGGGUGGAGCGGCUGAGCCGCCGGAGCGUCUUCGUCGGGAACUGCUACGCCGUCCGGCCGGAGCGCGUGGUGGCGAGGUAUCCCCGCUUGAGGUCCCUCACCGUCAAGGGGAAGCCCCACUUCGCUGAUUUUAACUUGGUUCCUCAUGACUGGGGUGGCUUCGCCCUCCCUUGGAUCGAGGCCGCCGCCCGGGGCUGCCCCGGCCUCGAGGAGCUCCGGCUGAAGAGGAUGAUCGUCUUUGAUGAGAGCCUCGAGCUCCUUGCCCGCUCCUUCCCCAACUUCAAGGUCCUGGUUCUCAUUAGCUGUGAGGGUUUCAGCACCGACGGGCUUGCGGCGAUUGCCACCUAUUGCAGGGUCCUUAGGGAGCUAGAUUUACAGGAAAAUGAGAUGGAAGAUCGUGGGCCUCAGUGGCUCAGCUGCUUCCCUGAUUCCUGUACUUCGCUUGUGUCCCUGAAUUUCGCCUGCUUGAAAGGGGAGGUGAAUGCGGUUUCAUUGGAGAGGCUCGUCGCUAGGUGUCCAAACCUUAGGACCUUGCGACUCAACCGUGCAGUGUCCGUUGAUACACUGUCCAAGAUCCUUGCUCGGGCACCUCACUUGGUCGACUUGGGCACUGGUUCGUUCACCAUAGACCACCGAGCUGAAGCUUACCACAAGCUGAUCAAUAACUUCAUUAAAUGCAAGUCAUUGAGGAGCUUGUCGGGGUUUUGGGAUGCUACACCUCGCUGCCUUCCAGCUGUGUAUCCCAUUUGUGGAAACCUGACUGGUCUAAACUUGAGCUACGCUCCAGCAAUUCAAGGUGCUGACCUUAUAAAGCUGAUUCGUCAGUGUUCGAAACUUCAACGGCUUUGGGUAUUGGAUUGCAUUGGAGACAAAGGAUUAGCAGUUGUGGCCAACACUUGUAAAGAGCUGCAGGAAUUGAGGGUGUUCCCAUCUGAUGUCUAUGGCGAGGGAAUUGCUGCCGUGACAGAGGAAGGGCUGGUGGCUGUAUCCUCAGGAUGCCCGAAGCUAAUUUCCUUGCUAUACUUUUGCCAUCAGAUGACAAAUGCUGCACUCAUCACUGUUGCAAAGAACUGCCCACAGUUCACACGCUUCAGAUUAUGUAUCCUUGAUCCAGGGAAGCCAGACCCAGUGACUAAUCAACCAUUGGAUGAAGGUUUUGGGGCAAUUGUGCAGUCAUGUAAAGAUCUAAGGCGGUUGUCACUAUCGGGCCAUCUCACCGACCAGGUCUUCUUGUACAUUGGCAUGUAUGCCGAACGCCUAGAGAUGCUCUCAAUUGCAUUUGCUGGUGACAGUGAUAAGGGAAUGGUGUAUGUGCUCAACGGGUGCAAAAAUCUGAGGAAAUUGGAGAUAAGGGAUAGCCCAUUUGGGGAUGCCGCACUUUUGGAGGAUGUUGGGAAGUAUGAAACAAUGCGAUCCCUUUGGAUGUCAUCUUGUGAUGUUACCCUAGGGGGUUGCAAGACACUUGCGGCAAAGAUGCCAAGGCUCAACGUGGAGGUCAUAAAUGAAAUGGAUGAGAGUGACGAACUGGAGGAAAACCCUAGCGAUCUUCAUAGGGUGGAGAAGAUGUAUGUUUAUCGGACUGUGGCUGGACCAAGGAAUGAUGCUCCAGAUUUUGUCUGGACAUUAUAGAGUCGGCUAGCAUGGCUUUUUUUGCCAUUAUUAGUCUAUAAGGUAAUGUUAGUGUGCUUCAUGGUGUUUUCUUUAUUGUUCCCUAGUGGUAGCACAAUCUGUAGAUUGAAGUAAGGGUGACUGAAUGCCAGUCCCAAGAUUUUUAGCUAUUUGAUCUUUCUUUUAGAGACGUGUCAUUUGUUAUGGUAGCUCUUUAUGAAUCACUUUGGCAUUUUUAACUAAGCAUAUAUAUAUUUUUUCUUUUCCA
Phoenix dactylifera (date palm) is the source of this 2565-nucleotide messenger RNA. RefSeq names its product transport inhibitor response 1-like protein Os04g0395600. Lineage: Eukaryota; Viridiplantae; Streptophyta; Magnoliopsida; Arecales; Arecaceae. Gene Ontology annotation, cellular component: SCF ubiquitin ligase complex. Gene Ontology annotation, molecular function: protein binding. The record is from RefSeq and is a predicted model, not a curated record. Gene Ontology annotation, biological process: SCF-dependent proteasomal ubiquitin-dependent protein catabolic process.